ACUGAGAUAUACAGUACUGAGAUAUACACACUGGCAUACAGUACUGAGAUAUACACACUGGUAUACAGUACUGAGAUAUACACACUGGCAUACAGUACUGAGAUAUACACACUGGCAUACAGUACUGAGAUAUACAGUACUGAGAUAUACACACUGGUAUACAGUACUGAGAUAUACACACUGGCAUACAGUACUGAGAUAUACACACUGGCAUACAGUACUGAGAUAUACACACUGGUAUACAGUACUGAGAUAUACACACUGGUAUACAGUACUGAGAUAUACACACUGGCAUACAGUACUGAGAUAUACAGUACUGAGAUAUACACACGGAUACAGUAUGAGAUAUACAACGGUUACAGUACUGAGAUAUACACACUGGCAUACAGUACUGAGAUAUACACACUGGCAUACAGUACUGAGAUAUACACACUGGCAUACAGUACUGAGAUUCAUGACACACUGGAUUACAGUACUGAGAUAUACCCCACUGGCAUACAGUACUGAGAUAUACACGCAUACAGUAUGAGAUAUACACACUGGCAUACAGCUUAAACUGGGAGGGUAUACACACUGGAUACAGUACUGAGAUAUACACACUGGCAUACAGUUUCUGAGAUAUACACACUGGCAUACAGUACUGAGAUAUACACUGGCAUACAGUACUGAGAUAUACACACUGGCAUACAGUACUGAGAUAUACACACUGGUACUUGAGAAUACACACUGGCAUACAGUACUGAGAUAUACACACUGGCAUACAGUACUGAGAAACAAUAACACACUGGCAUACAGUACUGAGAUAUACACACUGGCAUACAGUACUGAGAUAUACAGUACUGAGAUAUACACACUGGCAUACAGUACUGAGAUAUACACACUGGCAUACAGUACUGAGAUAUACACACUGGCAUACAGUACUGAGAUAUACACACUGGCAUACAGUACUGAGAUAUACACACUGGCAUACAGUACUGAGAUAUACAGUACUGAGAUAUACACACUGGCAUACAGUACUGAGAUAUACACACUGGCUAUACAGUACUGAGAUAUACACACUGGCAUACAGUACUGAGAUAUACACACUGGCAUACAGUACUGAGAUAUACACACUGGCAUACAGUACUGAGAUAUACACACUGGCAUACAGUACUGAGAUAUACACACUGGCAUACAGUACUGAGAUAUACACACUGGCAUACAGU
Molecule: messenger RNA, 1205 nt
Organism: Coregonus sp. 'balchen'
Lineage: Eukaryota; Metazoa; Chordata; Actinopteri; Salmoniformes; Salmonidae
Source: the annotation of a GenBank genome assembly